AUGUCUCCACACCACGUUGAUCUUGAGGUAGAUGGCUUGAAGAUCAAGAUUGCCAUCGACAGAGGUGGCACAUUCACGGACUGUUUGGGUAUUGUUGAGGGCCGAGAAGAUGACAUUGUCGUCAAGCUCCUGUCUCAAGAUCCUCAGAAUUAUGAAGACGCACCUAUCGAGGGCAUUCGACGUAUCCUGGAGCAGGCUACGGGCAAGCCUUAUCCGAGGGAUGAGAAGUUGAACAUCUCUGGCUUCUCGGAGUUUUCCAUCCGCAUGGGAACCACCGUUGCCACGAAUGCCCUGCUGGAACGGAAAGGCGAGCGAGUGGCGCUUGUCAUUACGAAAGGUUUCGCCGAUUCCCUACGGAUAGGCAAUCAAUCCCGACCUGAUCUCUUUGCACUCAAGAUUGUGCGGCCCGAUGUUCUUUACCAAGACGUCGUCGAGAUUGAUGAGAGGGUCACAAUCGAAGACUACCAGCAGAACCCGUUCCGAGAUGACGACAAGAUAGCUGCUGCAUUGGAGACAGACCCGGACCUGGUAAAGGGGUUGAGUGGGGAAGUCAUCAGAAUUUUGAAGAAGAUCGACGAAGAUCAGGUCAGAGAGGACUUGCAGCGACUCUAUGAUCAAGGCUACCGCUCUAUUGCCGUUUGCCUCGUGCAUUCAUACACCUUCCAAGAUCAUGAGUUGGCCAUCCAGAGAAUUGCAAGGGAAAUUGGCUUCCCGCAAGUUUCACUCUCAAGCCAGUUGUUGCCAAUGAUCAAGAUGACCUCUCGUGGAAUCUCAUGCACUGCCGACGCCUACCUCACUCCAGUAAUCAAACGCUAUGUGGAAGGCUUCCGGGAAGGCUUUUCUGAUGGCCUACAAUCUGAAAACUCGCGCUGCGAAUUCAUGCAAAGUGACGGCGGUCUCGUUAGCUACGACAAAUUCUCUGGCCUCCGAGCCAUCCUUUCUGGGCCUGCUGGUGGUGUUGUCGGCCAUGCACGCACAUCUUUCGAUCCCGCCGAUCCCACGCCAGUCAUUGGCUUCGACAUGGGUGGCACUUCGACGGAUGUCUCACGAUAUGACGGCAAGCUUGAGCACGUCUUCGAGAACACAACUGCAGGCGUGACCAUUGUGGCCCCACAGCUGGACAUCAACACCGUUGCUGCAGGUGGUGGCUCGAUCCUCUUCUGGCGGCACGGUCUUUUUGUCGUUGGACCCGACAGCGCUGGAGCACACCCAGGACCCGCCUGCUACAGAAAGGGAGGACCCUUGACAAUCACCGACGCCAAUCUGUUCCUGGGCCGCCUCCUUCCAGAAUAUUUUCCUAAAAUCUUUGGCCCAAAUGAGAACGAAGCUCUGGAUGUUGAAAUCACACGGAAGAAGUUCGCUGAGUUGGCCCGCCAGAUCAACGAAGAAACGGGGCAGAACAAAUCUGCUGAAGAUGUUGCGCUCGGCUUCAUCGAUGUGGCUAAUGAAUCCAUGGCAAAGCCUAUCCGAAAAGUAACCGCACAGCUUAUCGGUGACGGGAUUCCGCCCGACAGAAUCGACUAUGAGGUCUAUCUCAACCUGAGAUAUAAAGGCACCGACAAUCUUCUCAUGAUUCUGGAGCCCGCCUCGGGUGAUUUCACGUCGGAGUUCCUCACCCAGCACAAGAGGGAGUUCGGGUUCAACAAACCUGGCCGGCCUAUUCUCUGUGAGGACAUACGCGUCAGGGGCAUCGGAAAAUCUCUAUCAAUCCCCACAGAAGCUCCACAAGCAGAGCUGAAAUCCAUCGCGACGACUGCCAUCAGUACUGACAGGCAGGAUGACGAGACUAUUGUGUACUUUGCCAAUGGUGGCCACCUCAAGACUCCCGUAUUCUUCCUGGGUAGCCUCACGGCUGGUAGUAAGAUUGCUGGACCGGCAAUGAUCAUCGACGCCACGCAGACGAUUGUUGUCGAGCCUUCGGCCACGGCAACAAUCCUUUCCAAGCACGUUGUGCUUCACGUUCCCUCAGCAAGCAACAAGGAUAGCGAGGGUGCCGAUGCCAUCGACCCGAUCAGAUUAUCCAUCUUUGGCCACAGGUUCAUGUCAAUCGCGGAACAAAUGGGACGAACUUUCCAGAAGACGUCGGUCUCGACUAAUAUCAAGGAGCGUCUCGACUUUUCCUGCGCGCUGUUUUCGCCAGACGGUAAGCUGGUUGCUAAUGCACCACAUGUUCCAGUGCACCUGGGCUCGAUGGAAUACGCGGUCCGCUAUCAACACGAGACGAUGGGCCCGUCUCUCAAGCCUGGGGAUGUCAUCUGCAGCAAUCACCCUCUGGCUGGUGGUACGCAUCUCCCAGACAUCACCAUCAUCACGCCAAUCUGGGACGACGCCGGGAAGGAAAUCAUCUUCUACGUAGCGUCCCGAGGCCACCACGCCGAGAUCGGUGGGACACACCCAGGGUCGAUGCCCAGCGACAGCAAGAUGCUGUACGAAGAAGGGGCGCAGACGAUGGGCUUCAAGAUCGUCAGCAACGGCGUCUUUGACGAAGAGCGGGUCCGUCAAUUCCUCGUCGACGAGCCAGCCAGCUACCCCCACUGCAGCGGCACCCGCACCUACAACGACAACGUGUCGGACCUCAUCGCCGCCAUCUCGGCCAACCAAAAAGGCGCCUCCCUCAUCGCCGCCCUCGUCGACGAGUACACGCUGCCCGAAGUGCACAAGUACAUGCGCGGCAUCGCCAGCACCUCGGAAACCGCCGUCCGGCACUACCUCAAAACCCUCGCCGCCUCCCGCGGUUCCUCCAGCGGCGCACCCCUCACCUUCACCGACCACAUGGACGACGGCACGCCCAUCACCCUGGCCAUCACCAUCGACGCCGCCACCGGCUCCGCGCUGUUCGACUUCACCGGCACGGGCCGCGAGACGUUCAACUGCCUCAACGCGCCCAUCGCCAUCGCGCACUCGGCCAUCAUCUACGCGCUCCGCUGCCUGAUCGGCGUGUCGAUCCCGCUGAACCAGGGCUGCCUGGCGCCCAUCACGGUGCGCAUCCCGGAACACACGCUGCUCAACCCGUCCGCCGCCGCCGCCGUCUGCGCGGGCAACCCCAUCACGUCGCAGCGCAUCACCGACGUCGUUCUCGGCGCGUUCGCCGCGUGCGCCGCGUCGCAGGGCUGCUGCAACAUCCUGUCGUUCGGGACCGGCGGCCGGGAUCCUGUCACCGGCGAGGUCAUCCCCGGGUUUGGGGUUGGCGAGACGAUUUGCGGUGGCAGCGGCGCGGGGCCCGGGUGGGUGGGCGAGAGCGGCGUGCAUGUGCACAUGACGAAUACGCGCAUUACGGAUCCCGAGGUGCUCGAGCUGAGGUAUCCGGUUGUGCUGAGGCAGUUCGCGCUAAGGCGAGGGUCUGGAGGCAAGGGGGAAUGGGAUGGUGGCGAUGGGGUGGUAAGGGAGAUGGAGUUUAGGAUGAGAGUGAGUGCGAGUAUGUUGAGUGAGAGGAGGGUGUUCCGGCCGUAUGGCAUGGCCGGAGGAGGGGCGGGUGAGGCUGGGUUGAAUCUGUAUGUGAGGAAGGAGAAGGGGCCGGACGGCGUGGUGAGGGAGAGAAUCGUGAAUAUUGGAGGGAAGAUGGAGUUGGAUGUGCAGCCGGGAGAGCGCAUCAUCAUUCAUACCCCUGGAGGUGGCGCUUGGGGUGCCGCGGUGGACAAGGAAUAG
Lasiodiplodia theobromae is the source of this 3645-nucleotide messenger RNA. RefSeq names its product 5-oxoprolinase protein. Gene Ontology annotation, molecular function: 5-oxoprolinase (ATP-hydrolyzing) activity. The coding region runs from base 1 to 3645 and encodes 1214 amino acids. Gene Ontology annotation, cellular component: cytosol. Lineage: Eukaryota; Fungi; Ascomycota; Dothideomycetes; Botryosphaeriales; Botryosphaeriaceae. The record is from RefSeq and is a predicted model, not a curated record. Gene Ontology annotation, biological process: glutathione metabolic process. The transcript is spliced from 5 exons.